Messenger RNA from Hyaloscypha bicolor E, 2031 nucleotides. Its product is annotated as putative methylenetetrahydrofolate reductase 2. Gene Ontology annotation, molecular function: FAD binding; methylenetetrahydrofolate reductase [NAD(P)H] activity. The record is from RefSeq and is a predicted model, not a curated record. Gene Ontology annotation, cellular component: cytosol. The transcript has a single exon. Bases 1 to 2031 code for a protein of 676 amino acids. Gene Ontology annotation, biological process: tetrahydrofolate interconversion. NCBI's taxonomy places the organism in Eukaryota, Fungi, Ascomycota, Leotiomycetes, Helotiales, Hyaloscyphaceae.
AUGGAGAAAAUCACUACCAAGAUCGCCGCCCUCCCUCCGGGCACGCCCUACUUCUCCCUCGAGUUCUUCCCCCCCAAAACCCCCAUGGGCUCCUCAAACCUGCGCGCGCGUCUCGACAGGAUGUCGCACUCCCUGCGCCCCCUCUUCGUGACUGUUACCUGGGGCGCCGGCGGCUCAACAGCAGACAGGAGCAUGGAGCUCGCGGAGCUGUGUCAGCGGGAGCUGGGCCUCACGACGUGCUUGCACUUGACCUGUACGAAUAUGAAGCGGGACAUGGUUGACAGGGCAUUAGAAGAUGCGAAUGCGUUGGGGGUUAGGAAUAUAUUGGCGCUGAGGGGAGAUCCGCCGCGGAGCGAUUAUAAGGAUGGUAAUGGUAAUGGCGAUGGUGGAGCGGAGGGGGAGUUUGAAUGGGCGGUUGAUUUGGUGAGGUAUAUCAGGAAGGGGUAUGGGGAUUACUUCUGCAUUGGCGUGGCGGCAUACCCGGAGGGACAUGCGGAUGAGAGUCACCCGGAAGGACAGAGCUUGGAGCACGAUCUGCCGUAUUUGGUAGAGAAGGUCGGGGCUGGAGCGGACUUCAUCAUGACGCAGCUUUUCUUUGAUAUCGACGCAUACGAUCGGUUUGAGCAGAGAUUGAGGGACCAUGAGAGUGGUCUUUUCAAAACGUUGCCGAUUAUCCCGGGCAUGAUGCCGAUUCAGAGUUACCAGAUGAUUAAGAGGACGACGAAAUUGAGCCAUGCAAAGAUGCCAAGCAAGAUUAUGGAGAGGCUGGAUGUGGUGAAGGGCGAUGAUGAGAUGGUUAAGAAGGUCGGGGUGGACAUCGUGAGCGAGAUCGUCACGCAUAUCAAGAACUCACCGUCGCCACAACCAAGGGGUUUCCAUUUCUACACUCUCAAUCUGGAGAAAGCAGUCUCUUUUAUCCUGGAACGAACAAAACUUAUCCCCUGCUCACCAACGGAUAUCGAGUGCGCGAUCACAGAGGAACCUUUGCCUCUCCCACUCCCUCUACAAACCGUCAGUAUCAACGGCCCGCACACAAACGACUCUCGCCACCGCCGUACCCGCCGCCAAAGCUCAGUGGGCUCAGACCCGCACAACCGAAUCAUCAUUACCGCGCCCCGAACCUCGAACCCCUCCUACGAAGCCACAGGUCUCGAAGCUGGGGUCCCCGCCGAACCCGUCAACACCCGCGCCAACACGCUCGCUAUCUCCGAAGGCGAAGGCUCUCUCGGCCGCGAAGCAACAUGGGAUGAUUUCCCCAACGGGCGAUGGGGAGACGCCCGAAGUCCCGCUUAUGGAGAAAUAGAUGGUUAUGGUGUCAGCCUACACAUGUCUAUCAACCAAGCGAUCAAGCUCUGGGGCUACCCUACCUCUCGAGACGACAUCACAGACCUCUUUUUCCGGCACAUCGAAGGUUCUCUCUCCGCAAUCCCGUGGAACGAAGAGGGUUUGAAUGAAGAAACUAACACCAUUAAAUCCCAACUCUUAAAACUAAACCAGAAAGGAUGGUGGACAGUAGCUUCCCAGCCAGCGGUAAACGGCGUGCGGAGUACAGACCAAGUCUUCGGCUGGGGACCAAGAAAUGGCUUUGUGUUCCAGAAAGCAUUUGUCGAACUCUUCAUCCCAUCUUCAGACUGGAAAAUCCUGAGGCAAAAACUCUCUGAAGAAAAUAUAUCGUCGAUGGUAUCAUGGUAUGCAUCGAACGCCGCAGGCGACUACCUUUCCUCUGAUACCUCGUCCUCUUCCUCGUCUUCCAGCAACUCCGGAAAUGGUUCCACGAACGCAGUAACCUGGGGCGCCUUCCCCGGCAAGGAAAUCAUCACCCCGACGAUCAUUGAAGAGGUGAGCUUCAGGGCUUGGGCGGAAGAGGCGUUUGGGAUUUGGGGGGAGUGGGGACGGGUAUAUGGACCAGGAGAGAAGGGGCAGGUUAGUAGGGGGUUAAUAGAGGGGAUUAAGAGUGAUGUGUGGUUGGUUAAUAUUAUUCAUCACGGGUAUGUCGAGAAGGAGGGGUUGUGGAGCAUGUUGCUUGAUUAA